CCCGUUCGGCCGUCAUCGCUGCUUUUCGCCGCGCUCUCGAGGAGCUCAACCGUCUGAGCACUGUCAGUACGGGAGAGGCCGCUGCACCCCUGGACAUCAGCUGGCUCGAUGACAUCAGCCCCCACGGCUGCAAUCGUCCUCAGACGCGCCACCGCAGCAGCAGAGCCAGGCCCAAGCCCAUGCCGCCCUCGUCUAUGUCUGAGGGCCCCAGUGACCGUCCACUUGACAAUGAUGACCCCAUGCCGCCCCACAUUCAGCGCCGGCGCCGCCACAGAGGCAGGUCCGCACGUCGUGUCAGUGAGAGGCCGAUGGCCGGUCUGGGGAGUGGGGAGCCCAGCCAUCGCCCGGGCAGCAGGAGUGACAGUCAGGAUGAACUCAUGCCGCCUCCCAUUCGACCCACAUCGGAGGCGCAUCGCCGUCGUGAGGGCGAGGAGCUGUCACAUCGACCGGGGGCCAGACGCCGUCGCGACAGGUCCGGCGGCGGGAAGGAAAGAAUUGUGUCGGCGAAGCUGAGUGAAGGGGGCGGCCAUGCUCUGGCAGCCAGCCUGGUGGAGCAGGCAAGGCGACAGCUGGCCGACGCAAACCAAGACGAUGCCGACAGGUGGGCAGAACGAUGUACUCUGAUGGAAUGGGCCCCUGAUUUCCCUUCAUGAUGUGUGCUACACUCAGUGUCGGUCUCGAGUGGCGCGGCGAGGAGGGCAGCUUUGUGGCUUACCGACCAGACGGCGGAGAGGGGCCCGAGCAGCGUGUCUUCAUGUGCCUGACGUGA
Messenger RNA from Vitrella brassicaformis, 769 nucleotides. The record is from the annotation of a GenBank genome assembly. NCBI's taxonomy places the organism in Eukaryota, Vitrellaceae.